This is a messenger RNA of Teleopsis dalmanni, 525 nucleotides long. Its product is annotated as cuticle protein 38-like. The transcript is spliced from 2 exons. Lineage: Eukaryota; Metazoa; Arthropoda; Insecta; Diptera; Diopsidae. The record is from RefSeq and is a predicted model, not a curated record. Bases 1 to 525 code for a protein of 174 amino acids.
AUGUUCAAAUUCGUCGUUGUCAUCUUCGCUGUCGUUGCCUGUGUUGCUGCUAAGCCUGGUCUGCUUAGUGCUCCAUUAGCUUACACUGCACCCGCUGCUGUUGUAGCUGCUCCAGCACCUUAUGUCACAGCCACAAGUAGUCAAUAUGUUGCCAGAAACUUUAAUGGAAUCGCUGCUGCACCAAUUGUUGCUGCUGCUCCAGUUGCUGCUGCUGCUCCAUUAGCUGCUGCUCCAAUUGUGAAAACUGUUGCACCUGUAGCUGCUCCUUUAGCCGCUGCUGCACCUCUGGCUGCUGCUGCUCCAUUGGCUUAUUCUGCUCCUGUUGUUAGUGCUGCUUAUGCUGCUGCUCCAGUUGGUUAUGUUAAUGCUCAUUUGGAUGCUGCUUAUGCUGCCGACAGUGUUCACAUCGGACAAAGAUACGAUGGCGCCAUUUUGCCAGCAACUUAUGCCGCUGUUUCUCCAGUUGCUGCUCCAGUAGCACCAGUUGCUCCAUUGAAAUAUACAGCCGCUCCUGUUUUGCUCUAA